Molecule: messenger RNA, 1110 nt
Organism: Olea europaea var. sylvestris
Lineage: Eukaryota; Viridiplantae; Streptophyta; Magnoliopsida; Lamiales; Oleaceae
Product: F-box protein At2g26160-like
Exons: 1
Coding region: 1-1110 (369 amino acids)
Source: RefSeq, a predicted model, not a curated record
AUGAAAUUUCCACUUCUCAUCUUUUCUAAAGAGGGAGAAAGCUGUAUUUCUUUCUUCAGUUUGACAGAAAAGAGUGUUUUUCAAUUGGAUGUUUUACAAUCCCUCAAAGAUUGUCGCUGUGUAGGGUCUUCUCACGGAUGGUUGGUGAUUUUGAACGAGAAAUCAGAUCCUUUUCUUGUGGAUAUUGUUUCGGAGACCCGUUUUCAACUCCCCGGAAAAGAAACAUUCCCCCACAUUCAAGCUAUUCGUGAAAUAGAGAAUGAAGAAUUUGAAAUCAAAUACAAGCGUGAAAAGGAUUCUUUUUGCUACUCUUUAAAGACUCUUCAAGAAUGGUUAAUGGUAAAAGCGAUUUUAUCUGGUAUUCCGUCUUGUAACACGAAAUACACAGUUAUUACCAUGUAUAACUUGCACUGCAAGUCGAAGCUUGCUCUCUGUAGGCCUGGAGACAAUGGAUGGACUGGCCUUCUUGGGGAACAUGAGUCAUAUGAUGAUAUCAUAUGCCAUGAGAAUCUGCUUUGUGCAUUGGGGUAUGGGCCUUCGGUCGAAAUAUGGGACUUGAAUGAAUCCACUCAAAAGAGCAAGAUGAUUAUUCAAGUUCCUUGUCCAAGAAAUUUGAUAGAAGCCAGAAAAUUUUACCCCAGGGAUCUUUAUACUUCGAAAUGGUAUCUAGUUUCAUCGUGCCAGGAUUUGUUUCUUGUUAUGAGGUACAUCGGGGAGUUCGUUAGGUACGAUGGAGAAGUCAUUUAUGAGGGAGAUACUCUUACGGAUUACACUUCUCAGCCUCUAGUAUGUCCAUAUAAAACAGUUGGAUUGAAUGUCUAUAAACUCGAUUGUAAACAGAAAAAAUGGCUGCAGGUGGAAACAUUGAAUGACGUUGCUCUAUUCAUCGGUGGAAAUCACUCGGCCUCAGUUCUGGUUAAGGAGUAUCCGGGUUGCAAGGCGAGUGCAAUUUACUUUACUGAUGAUUACUGGGAUAGAAUGGACGAGGAUAUCUAUUAUGGAGGUCAUGAUAUGGGAGUCUUCUUGAUGAAAGAUGGAAGCAUUGAGCCAUUCUUCGACUGCGAUCAAGAGAGAUUUGAACCACCACCCUUUUGGAUGGUUCCUAACUAG